GAAAAAGUUCAGACUAAAGAAGAAGUUAAAAAACUCGCCCAUAACUUCACAGAAGCUAACUUUACAGAAACUCAACAAUUUUUACCCCAUUAUGACGCUAAUAGAUUAUAUUAUGAAAGUUCUAAUUUUUCUACUAAUUCUAAUGUGUAUUUUCCCACAAAUGAAUUACUUAUACCCCCUCCUCCUAGCAUUUCACAACCCUUGUAUAACUCAUAUACAUAUUUUUCCGCCAGUAAUCAACAACCCGAUCCUUCUAAUGCAUUUCCUACAAAUUUACAAAUUUAUGAACAGCUUAGUAUGUUAAAUUCGCCAUCCUUCAACACAUUUUCUUCCAUUAACUCUAUUUCAAAUAACAAUAAUUUACCAAAUAUUAAAGAUAGAAAUAACUUACCCUAACUUUUGUAAUUUCAAACAUAAUAAAGAAAUAAAUAACUAUAGUGUAAUUAAACUUGCAUAGUUAUAUUUU
This is a messenger RNA of Rhizophagus irregularis DAOM 181602=DAOM 197198, 466 nucleotides long. Lineage: Eukaryota; Fungi; Glomeromycota; Glomeromycetes; Glomerales; Glomeraceae. The record is from RefSeq and is a predicted model, not a curated record.